This is a messenger RNA of Astrephomene gubernaculifera, 3153 nucleotides long. The record is from the annotation of a GenBank genome assembly. NCBI's taxonomy places the organism in Eukaryota, Viridiplantae, Chlorophyta, Chlorophyceae, Chlamydomonadales, Astrephomenaceae.
CUUGAGAGUUAUACUGGAACAAUUGAGGUGGCGUCAUUACGGAGCGCUUUGCGCUGCUGCUUUAUAAGGGCCACCAUGCAGACUCUCCAGCAACCGACCCUGCGCAGCAGCGCUCGCCAGGCCAUGCUGCCUUCAUGCAGUCGUAGUGUGCAGCGUGUAUACGCCACAGCCGCGCCUGCGGACAUCAGGAGGGAGGCUAUGCUGCGGGUGCCUCUCGACAAGGCGCACACCUUUAAUGCCAAGUUUGUUCCUUUCACCGAUGUUCUAUCAAGCAAGAUGUCCGGGGAAUCUUACAGCCUAGACGACGUGGUCUACCGAUCGCGGGACGGCGGCCUGCUCGACGUGCACCACGAUAUGCAAGCUCUGGCGCAGUAUGGCCCAGACUACUGGCGGUCUUUGUUUGAUGCUCGUGUGGGUACAACUGCCUGGCCUUUUGGCUCGGGUGUAUGGAGCAAGAAGGAAUGGGUGCUGCCGGGCCUGUCGGACGAUGACAUCGUCUCCAUGUUUGAGGGCAACAGCAACCUCUUUUGGGCGGAGCGCUUUGGCCGGGAGGCUCUGGGCAUGACUGACCUCUGGGUCAAGCAGUGCGGCAACAGCCACACCGGUUCCUUCAAGGACCUGGGCAUGACGGUCCUGGUGAGCCAGGUCAACCGUAUCCGCAAGCUCAAGCCAGGCAGCAUCACAGCCGUGGGCUGCGCCUCCACCGGCGACACCUCGGCUGCGCUCUCAGCUUACUGCGCCGCUGCCGGCAUCCCCUCCAUCGUCUUCCUGCCCGCGGAUAAGAUCUCGCUGGCGCAGCUGGUGCAACCCAUUGCCAACGGCGCGCUGGUGCUGAGCAUCGACACGGACUUUGACGGCUGCAUGCGGCUCAUCAAGCAGGUCACCGCGGAGACGCCCAUCUACCUGGCCAACAGCAUGAACAGCCUGCGCCUGGAGGGCCAGAAGACAGCUGCCAUUGAGAUCCUGCAGCAGUUUGACUGGCAGGUGCCCGACUGGGUCAUCAUUCCGGGCGGCAACUUGGGCAACAUUUACGCCUUUUACAAGGGCUUCAAGAUGUGCAAGGAGCUCGGGUUGGUGGACAAGAUGCCGCGCCUGGUGUGCGCGCAAGCUCAGAACGCCAACCCGCUGUUCCAAGCCUUCCAGAAGGCCAACGGCGUGUCGGGCAUCAAGGAGAGUUACCAGGCGAUGAAGGCCAAGACCACGUUUGCGUCGGCCAUCCAGAUCGGCGACCCGGUGUCAAUUGACCGGGCCAUCAUGGCGCUCAAUGACACCAACGGCAUUGUGGAGGAGGCGAGCGAGGAUGAGCUCAUGGAUGCGGCGGCGCGGGCGGAUCGCACCGGCAUGUUCAACUGCCCGCACACGGGUGUAGCGCUUGCUGCGCUGCUGAAGCUGCGAGAGCGGCAAGUGAUUGGGCCCAACGACCGGACGGUGGUUGUGAGCACCGCACAUGGGCUCAAGUUUGCGCAGUCAAAGGUGGCGUACCACUCCAAGUCGGUUCCCAACAUGACGUGCCAAUUCGCCAACCCGCCGGUUCAGGUCAGGGAGGACCUGGGGGCGGUGAUGGACGCCAUUAAGACCAAGUUUAGCCUUUAGACAGUGCCGCAGGUGUGGUAUGGAGGAGGGGGUGGGUUGACGGAGGGAGGGGGGUUGGAAGCAGCGCAGGUGGGUACGCUUACGUGACUUAUUGGACGGUAAUGGGUGAUGGGCGAGCAGCAACAGCAGCGGCGGUGGAGGCGGCGCCGGCGGCAAGCAGCAACAGCGACAGCAGGUUUUCCGUGGCUACGCAGGCGGUCACCAGGAGCCAACCGAAAGCAGCAGCAGCAGCCAACCGAAAGCAGCAGCAGCAGCCGCGCAAUGUGGACAGCGAAAAGCGGUCAUGCAUCAGUCACUGCGGCGUUUGUUGCGGAAAGAUGAACCAACACUUCGGAGGAGCUGCUGUACUUGCCACAUGGCAUCACGACGUGGCUUGGCCUGCUUGCAGCUGCUGGGUAGCUCGUGUGUAGGAUAGCAGCCCGGGCGGCUUCUCCUGGCCUGCAGUGAGCCUGGGAACAUGGAGCUGCAGAGCAGGGGGCACAGGCGAGGCGAGCCUCGGUGGGCUGGCGCUGUUCCGGGGGCUAGCGCUUGCUGGCUGCAGCUCCGGCUGUGGCAAUGGGUCUGCCUGGUAAGGGAACGUAGCGCCCCGCCUUAGGAUUGCCGGUGGCGACCCUGUGAGUUCGUGGCGCCUGGUGCCACGCCAGCGGCUGUAGCAGCCUCGGGGGCAGGCAAGGAUAGGAGGGGAGCCGCUGGCCGGUUGGGACGCGAGCCCACUGGGUGAGGGGGAAGGAUAGCGGGGCCUUGAGGAGGGCCUGUCGAGCUUCGGCUUUAGUAGGGCCGGGCAAGCGAGGGUUAUAACGAAUGUGGGUAGGAAGGCUACUUGACAGGACGUGUUUGGAUAGGGAACGGGUUUGCUGGUGCUCCCAACAUCCUUCCCUUCAUUGCAGCAAGGGUUUGCCCGCGUGCGCACCGAGAUAUGAUGCAGGACUGGUGCAUGCUUGUUCCGUGGGCGGGGUUGUUUGUUUGACGGCGUGCGACAUGAUGGGCUCUUAAGGGUGCAAGGAGGCACUGACGCCGUUACUCACUCUUGGGUAUUCUAGAUUAUCACCAGAAAUGAAUGAGACUGACAUUUCGGAUACGUUGUCAGGUGCCAGGUAUACAAUGCUGGCCUUGUCCAGGCUUGUAGGUAGUCGCGUUUCUGGUCACAUGUUUUGCUUUGCUGAACUAGCUGUGCAGCGUAACACUUCCGCGGGUAAUGGGUAGGGGUGGGAACUGGGUUUUUCCGAGCUACUUAGACGACAUUGUCGUGCGAUUAGGGUGCAUGCCCGAGGGGCGAAAACGGCCCUAGCGCUCCUGGUAAAUGCAGGUGGUGGGCUCUGGCUUCCUGAAAGGACGGCUUUGUAUGAAUGCAGCUUUUUCACUUGCUGACCCAGGUUAUGUCUUGGUCUUACAUGCCGCUCCGCUUGUGGGUAGGAGUUGCUGCUGACGUUUUGCUACGCGUGCAAUGGAGGAGAGCUUGUCGGAGCCAAGUAAUGGUAGCACAUGGUUCCUAUCAAGGCGCGAUGCCUGCAAGAGAUGCCUGCACGAGUGAACCCACACAUGUAAGAACCGUGUGUUGAA